Drosophila pseudoobscura is the source of this 621-nucleotide messenger RNA. RefSeq names its product ribosomal protein L27 (gene RpL27). Gene Ontology annotation, biological process: translation. The record is from RefSeq and is a predicted model, not a curated record. Lineage: Eukaryota; Metazoa; Arthropoda; Insecta; Diptera; Drosophilidae. The transcript is spliced from 2 exons. The coding region runs from base 126 to 533 and encodes 135 amino acids. Gene Ontology annotation, cellular component: cytosolic large ribosomal subunit; ribosome. Gene Ontology annotation, molecular function: structural constituent of ribosome.
UUGGUAUAUUUCUGAGAGUCGGACGGUAUAUUUUGACGAUAAAUCCCAGCUGUCAGCUGUCAAACUCAUGCUAUCGACGUCUUCCCUUUCUUUCUUUUCCGGUCGCUGAACAGACCUCCGCCAAGAUGAGGAAAAUCAUGAAGCAGGGCAAGAUCGUAAUCGUCCUUAGCGGACGUUACGCUGGCCGCAAGGCCAUCAUCGUCAAGACCUCCGACGAUGGCACCCCGGAGAAACCCUUCGGGCAUGCUCUGGUCGCCGGUAUCGAUAGGUACCCUCGCAAGGUGACCAAGAAGAUGGGCAAGAACAAGUUGAAGAAGAAGUCUAAGAUCAAGCCUUUCCUGAAGAGCCUGAACUACAACCAUCUGAUGCCCACCCGCUACACGGCGCAUGACAUCAGCUUCGAGAAACUGUCGCCCAAGGACCUGAAGGAUCCCGUCAAGCGCAAGACACACCGUUUCCAGACCCGCGUCAAGUUUGAGUCCAUCUACAAGGAGGGCAAGAACAAGUGGUUCUUCCAGAAGCUGCGUUUCUAAGCUAGAAACUAAUGGGAUGAUGAUGAUUUAAUGUCGUCGUUUUUUUAAGGUUAAAUAAAAAAACAUAAUUCUGAUUUAAAUGACCGAA